UCCAUACAAAUACCUUACCAUUGACCAUUACCAACAUAAAUAACAUAAUAACAAUUCCAAUAUGGCUUCCAACAAAAUAUUAAAAAUGUUAUAAAAAUAAAAAUGUUUCUAUUGCCAUUUUAUUUUUUAAUUUUAGGUAUAAGUAGUGUAAAAAGUAAAUCUUUAACAAUAACAAAAAACAAUUAUGAUUUCAUAAAUCCUGUUAGCGAAGUGGUCGAAGAAAAGGUUGGAACAACGUUCUCCUUGAUAUGUGAACUGAUUUUAUCAGACCAAGAAAAAGAAAGUUCAGCAGUAGAUGACCAUCUAACAUGGGCCAAAAAAGAAAUUUUGUCAAACCAAACAGGGUUUCAAAAAAUCAUAUCCAGCAUACAGGGAAUAAACAAAUCGGAAAAGAAAUUUACUUCACUUCAAAUUGAAGACAAAGGUGUCUACACCUGCACAAGUCACAAAUUCAAUCUCUCAGUUGAUGUUACGGUUGUGUUGAUAGACAAUAUUAAAAAGAACGAUGUCAGACCUAUGAGGGAAACAAUAUUUUGUAAUGACCAAAUGUUUCAGUGUGUUUCAAAUGGUGUUUGCAUAAUACCUCAUUACGUCUGUGACGGACAGCCUGACUGCAAAGAUGCAUCUGAUGAAUCUAUUGAAAAGUGUAAUGGAGAGCCAUGUAGAGAUAAGAUUCCUUGUGAAGAUGGUAGAUGUAUUCCUAGCAGUUGGUGUUGUGAUAGACAUCUUGAUCCAAACUGUACUGUGACUAACAGACCAAAAUGUUGUCAAGUUCUUAUAGUGCCAGAAAGUUAUGAAGAAUUAGAAUAUGGGUAUCCCAGUAUGAAUAAUAAUCAGCACAACGGCGCUCGAUAUUUGUUUAUCUCAGUUUGUAUUAUUAGCAUCCUUUUCUCUAUCGUUUUGCUGCUGCUCAUAGUCUCCAAAGUAGUGAUAUUCGCCAAGAAGAGCGCUCUGCAACAACAGCGGCACCACAAUCUCUGCGAGAACAUCGCACUGCGCAACCAGACCAACGUCAACAUAAUCAGAGCUGAUUUCGCACCGGCGGGGAUCUACACAGUCCGCAACAAUUCUCGUACACCUCGCUCCAACAUAAUCAUAGACACUUCUGAAGUAAGCGAUCCGCUGUUGUUCACGGGAGCACGCAUUAACAUAGACAACUUUAGAGGGUUCAGCGAUCAACCUCCGUCGUACGUUGACGUGUUGAGAAACAAUAGGUUGAUCAGUGAACCUCCGCCACCCUACACGAGCAGAGAGAUACUUAAUAUUAAUGAAGAAAGACAGGAGAGAAGAUGAUGUAGUAUUUUAAGGCAGCUUGACCAUUGGUCGAAAUAAAAAUGAGGCCAUUAGAACACAAGAGGUCUAAGUGCCAAGUUUUGAGAAAACCUUGUGAAAAAUUCUAGACGAAUUUAACAAAUCUAGGUAGGUACCUACUACUUAGCAUGUUUUCAAUGACAUGUCAUUUUUGAUCAUUUUAUUGUUAGUUAAUGUAGAAAGUUUGAAGUCGCCAUGUUUUCUAUGUGUUUGGAAGUCCAUUUUUGUAUUUAAAACCCAAUUUUCUAAAAUUGUCACUUAGACCCCUUGUGUUCUAAUGGUCUCAAAUGUUCUACCUUGUUGAUAAAAACCCUGGGACCAUGUUACCAGAUCUGAUAAAUGGUAUUCAGCUUUGGUGAUAGUAGUAUGUUAGUAUUAGAUAUAAUAAUUAAGUCAGUAUUGUCGGACCGAUCCAUAUAAAAUAUAAGACUUUCAACUGAAUAUAAUAAUUGUACUUUUUUAUUUUGCAAGGAUGUAACAUCCACCCAUGGCAGUUUCUAAAUAAUAUUUUAAGUCACUUGUUGUAUACAAGUUGUACACUCAUUUGAUGUUGAACAGAUUUUAAAUUGAUGUUUUCGCAAUGUUGUUAAGUUUUACAACAUACUUCAAGUUUGUAUAUAAUUGUAACAAUAACGUUGGAUGAUGUAAUGUCAAAUGGGUUUUAAAUAUUGUUUCACUAUUAUCUGAUAUAUUGAAUUAAAACAAAAGUGGACACCCGCGCGGCCUCUCGUACCGAAAGUGAGAAUCAUACCCCCAGACUAUUGAGCCGCCAUAUAUCGUACAGAAAAAUAUAUAUUUUAUGUAUUUUAAUUUUUAGGUUAGGACAAAGAAAAUGAACGAGCUAAUUAAAACGAAACACAUUCAGAAGGAAACAUGGACAGACUACUUUCGAUUUUUAUUUGAUAAAGGUGAUGAUGAUGAACUAUUAACACCUGAACUGACGACACACGAAGAAAUAAACAUUAGAAUAGAACAGAGUAGAGCUAUGCUUUAUUGUCACUGAAAAUUUUUACAAUUUUAUGGACAAAGCUUACAUACAGUCAAAAGAAAACAUAAUAUCAAUAACAGAUAACAACUACAAUUUACUAAAAUUAGAUAAAUCGUCAAUAUAUGUACAGUAAAAUAUAAGACAUAAAGACGAAGAAAUAAACAUUAGAAUAGAAUAGAGUAGAACUAUGCUUUAUUGUCACUGAAAAUUUUUACAAUUUUAUGGACAAAGCUUACAUACAGUCAAAAGAAAACAUAAUAUCAAUAACAGAUAACAACUACAAUUUACUAAAAUUAGAUAAAUCGUCAAUAUAUGUACAGUAAAAUAUAAGACAGUAAAUAUAAAAGCCAAGACAAAAACAAUUUAUUGCAAAAUUUAUAUAAAUUGCAAAUUGAACAUACUUACAACAAAUAUAAUAAAAAACAUAAGGAACUGACAAGUUUAUGCUACUGCGUAUGAAACCCAAUUUUCUUAGUUAUUCAUUAAGAAAUUCUUCUAUUGAAUAGUAUGGUCUUUUAGAUAGAUAGGCUUUUGUCAUUUUACGGAACUUUGGGAAAGAUGUUGCAGAUUUAAGUUGUAACGGGAGAUGGUUGUACAGUUUAUUUGCGGAAUAUAAUAUAGAUUUCUUUACUAACUCAGUGGAUGGAAUCGGUAAAUAAAUGUCAAAGAUUGAAUUUCUGGUGGAGUAAAGAUGAUUGGGCCUUGCUGGAAAGACAUGAAGGUGUUUACGAAUUAAACAAACAGUUUCUAGAAUAUAUAAAGAUGUAAGUGUUAAAAUUCCGUGAUCUCUGAAGUAACUUCUGCAAUGUGUAGAUCUUCUGAGGCCAAACAGAUAUCUUAUUGCUCUUUUUUGCAAUUUAAAAAUAACAUUAAAUUGAGCAGCUGUACUAGAACUCCAAAAAGGAAGACCAUAUCGAAGAUGAGGCUCGAACAACGAAAAAUAUGUUAUUUUAGAAGAUGCUAAAUUGAGUUCCCUUGAGACAGAUCUUAUUGCAUAGCAAGCUGAGGCGAGUUUCUUACUUAACGAAUCGAUAUGAAGGGACCAUUUGAGGUUGCUGCCUAAAAAAAUACCAAGAAAUUUUACAGAAUCAACGGUACUGAUCUGGCUGUUAUUAAGAGGCAAAGGUUGAAGAGCUCCUUUAUAGGAUAAUGCUACUGUUUUAUUUACUUUAAAAGAGAGUAAAUUAGAGUCAGACCAGGUCUUUAUCGUCAGUAGAUCUGAAGUUAUAGUUUCAUGAAGAGAUGCAAUAGUUGAGUUGCUCCAAGUGAUACUGGUAUCAUCAGCAAAAAGAAAAAUUUAUAAAGAUAAGGAACAGAAGAGGACCCAAUACUGAACCUUGUGGUACUCCACAUAAAAUGUUUUUGAGACUAGAGUCAGUAUCAUUUGCUCUAACUAGUUGUUUCCUAUUAUUCAAGUAGGAUUGCAACCAAUUUAAAGAAAUACCUCGAAUUCCAUAGAAAUUUAGUUUUGUAAUCAAGAUGUCGUGAUUUACACAAUCAAAAGCUUUGGCAUAGUCGCAGAAAACAGUGGCAGUAUCAAGAUUAUUGUUUAGUGCUUGGUAAACCUCAUGUAGUACAGAAAACAUGGCAUCAGUGGUACAAUUAUUUGUUAAAAAGCCGAACUGAUUUUGUGAUAAAAUGUUGUUAUCAACGAUAAAGGACAAGUCGAGUUUUAAUGAGUCUCUCAAUAAUUUUGGACAGUACCGGUAGUAAGGCAAUAGGUCUAUAGUUGCAGGCAUCAGAUUUUUCACCACCCUUAUGAAGAGGAAUAAUAAUGGCUGUCUUUAGGCACUCUGGAAAUCUACCUUUUUCGAAGGAAUCAUUAAUUAUAGAGACGAGGAUUUCCAACACAUUUUCUGUGAGAUUAGAGAACAUUUUUAUAGAUAGUCCAUCAGUACUACAAGAUGAUUUGCUUUUGAUACUACUGAUUGAUUGGAUAAGUUCAGAGUUAUCGACUAGUCUUAAAAAUAAUGAAUUCGAGACCUUUCUUGAGUUAGAGAGAUGCGAAAUGGGAUCUUGUUGCGGCAAAAUAGUUGAUGUUAUAUUUUUACUCACAUCAACGAAGUAGUCGUUUAGACUUUCAGGAUUUGGAAGGGAAAAUGAUUGAGCUGUGUGAGUUUUAUUUCGAAGAUCGUUUAUUAUAGACCAAGUUUCUUUUGCAACACUUUUAGAGCUUCCCAGAAGAUUUUGAUAAUAGGCUUUUUUAGCUAAUUUGACAAGUUUUAGAUAUGUUGUCUUGUACUUCGUGAUAUAUUCAGUGACAGAAACAUUGGUAGUAAAUUUCUUGAUGUAUAGUAUAAUAUGAUCUAUAUUCUGGGCUGAUAUGCGAAUACCUUUCGUAACCCAAGGUUUCCGAUGUUUUGGCUUAAUAGGGAUUAAAGGAAAUGCCUUAUUGAAGAUUGAGGAGGGAGAAAAAAGAAAAAUUAAGAAAAUUAAAAAAUAGAAAAUCACCAGGAGAAGACAGAAUAUCUAAUGAACUCCUAAAGUACGGAGGACAAGAUCUGACCAAACAACUACUAAAACUAAUCAAAAAAAUAAUAGAACAAAACAGAAUACCGCAAGAAUGGAGAUCAAGCAUCCUAAUAUCCCUCUUCAAAAAGGGAGACAAAUCGGACCUGAAGUCAGAAGAAAAAAAUACAAGAGCAUUACGAAAACGACAAAAGAAUUCAAACCUUGAAUAUCCUGUAAAAAUAAGGAUGGCCCUAUAAUUAGUGACAAAGACAGACAUUGAACAGAUGGGCUACACAUUUUGAAGAAUUUUUAAGUAAUAACAAUGAAGAAGUUUGCUGCCCAGGGUAUUCCAUGGCAUUUAUCAUUCUAGGGCGGCCCAGAUUUAAAAAUGAUGCUUUUAGAAUAAGAUAUUUUAAUACCACAUAUUAAUACCAUAUUUAGUACAUAAUAUACCAAAUAAUAGUGAAAUAAUAUUGACUCGUGAUCUUAAGCUCUUGCCUAGAUUGCAAAUAAUUAAACAUAUCUUAAUUAAUAUCAAGUUUUUUUCUACAAUUUAUUGUUAUACGUACUAAAAAAAGUGUAUUAUUUUAGACUGAUUAGGAACAUAUCUCUGAAAAAACAAACUCAUGUUUGGGUUAAUUAUAUCAAUGCAAAUGUGAAAUAUUUAUUAUAAUGUUUACAAGGUUUUUUAGCUAAUAAAACUACAUAUCGUUCAUUUGGAAGAACAGGGUUGCAUCUCAAAAUGUUAGUUUUUUUAUUGCAUCAAUAGCUUCCAAAUAAUGUCUUCUACUAUGGAAAAAAUAGUUACGUGUGUAAGUACCCUAGUCUCCGAGAGAUGGCAGAUGUAACUCUUUGGCUUUCCUCUAACUUUAUCUACUGAACAUUAUUCGCUUUAGAGAAUACAGUUAUCUUGGAAUAUAAUCGACAAAAGAUAAGUUAAUUUAAUUAAAAUGGUGAUUUAUUUUUGGUAUAUAGAGUUAUAAGUAAAGAUAUACUGAUUUUUCUUAAAAGUUAUAACACUAAAAGUGAACAAUAUUUUCUGAUAGAAGGAUACUUUCUUAGUUGUAACUUUUUUUUCGAUAAUACAUUAUAAAAAAGAAGCAAUAUAGUUUGCGUAAAAAGUAGUUUUGUGAAAUGUAACCUUAUUCUUCAAAGUUAUUUUGUUGUGAAGUUAAUAUCAAUAAUGUUGCUUAAAGAAAGAUUUUACAAAAAAAGUGGGAAUAACUGAACCUGAAAAUUAUUGUUGUCAUUAAUAAAGAAAAGCGAUCUGUUCAUGGAUACUACUUAAGUUUUCACAAAAAUCUGUAAAGAAAAACAAUUAUUAUUAUUGCUUUAUGUAUAAUGGAUACGAACUACUUAAUUAGUUUUUUUAAUGUUUUAUUAAUCAGUUUUAUUAAAUCAUAUGAUAUAAUGGCAUUUUUAAUAAUACUUUAUUAAUACAAUUUCUAAAAUGUAACCUUAUAAGCAAACACAAUGUUUUAAAAAGAAAAUAUGUCUUUAUUGAAGAAGGUUAUAUCGAAGUUUUUUUUUCUAAACCUGAUAUCUUAAAAAAGAAAAUUCUUGUUAGAACGAUCAAAAGAUCAGAAAUCUAUCAUAUUCAAUCAUUAAAUCCUAUAAUAUCAAUAAACACUGCACAAAAUAAAUGAAAUAAACUAAUGCGACUUUUAAAACCUUUCUAUCGAAAAUGUGAAAAUUCGUAGAGUUGCAACCCUCUUCUUCCAAAUGAACGAUAUAGAUUAUAACAAAGUAUGUUAUAUAGUUGUACUAAACUUAAUAUAUUGAUUUUAUUCAA
Molecule: messenger RNA, 6542 nt
Organism: Diabrotica virgifera virgifera (western corn rootworm)
Lineage: Eukaryota; Metazoa; Arthropoda; Insecta; Coleoptera; Chrysomelidae
Product: low-density lipoprotein receptor class A domain-containing protein 3-like
Exons: 7
Coding region: 103-1293 (396 amino acids)
Cellular component (GO): plasma membrane
Molecular function (GO): protein binding
Source: RefSeq, a predicted model, not a curated record